Messenger RNA from Gongylonema pulchrum, 621 nucleotides. The record is from the annotation of a GenBank genome assembly. NCBI's taxonomy places the organism in Eukaryota, Metazoa, Nematoda, Chromadorea, Rhabditida, Gongylonematidae.
AUGUUGAAAUGUGAUGAAAGCGGUGCAGUACAUGCUCGAAUUCGAAGGCAAGUGAAAUGGUCAUCAAAACCCGCACCAAGGCAACAGCGUUUUCUAAGAGCACCACCACCUGUGCCUCAAAGGACCUAUGAUGAUUUUGACCAAUGGACAGUUGUUCUUGGGCAGGAUACUAUCAUUCCUAAGAUAAUAUUUGAUAAAUCAUGCAAGCGUAUUCAUCGUUAUUGCACUGAAACUGGCAGAAAAAUGAUGGGCUUCCAGGGACCACGGGGACCAGUAGGACCGCAAGGAAUUGCUGGACCUCCAGGUCGAUGUAAUUGCUCGUUUCCGGAUCUUUAUGUACAACAAGUGACUGUGCCCGGACCGCCCGUUAUACGAAUUCAUGAAAAACCCGUACCGGUGCCUGUGGUGGUAGUCAAGGAAAUUGAGGUGACAAAGUUGGUAACAUUCGAGCCGACAGCACCUGGUUUUGGUCCACCACCGGAUUGGAUUCCUGGUGUUGGUACACCGGAUUUGGCGAGGACACAAAUAUUACCAAAAUUCACUACCGCAAAAAUUGAACCAGUGGUAGUAUCAACUGUGCCAGCACUAAGCGAAGCAGGUCAAUUAAUCGAAACAUCUUAA